This is a messenger RNA of Ixodes scapularis (black-legged tick), 1306 nucleotides long. RefSeq names its product amine sulfotransferase. The record is from RefSeq and is a predicted model, not a curated record. The transcript has 2 exons. Gene Ontology annotation, molecular function: sulfotransferase activity. Bases 44 to 1159 code for a protein of 371 amino acids. Lineage: Eukaryota; Metazoa; Arthropoda; Arachnida; Ixodida; Ixodidae. Gene Ontology annotation, biological process: sulfation. Gene Ontology annotation, cellular component: cytoplasm.
UAGACCGACGGCCCGUGAUAAGAUUGGGGCAGCGUGCGUGUUGAUGUCCCAUGGGCCACUAAAGACGUUUUUUCGUUUUGUGCAACGCCCAUCAGACCUGUCUCAUAAUAGUUUUGACCACUACUAUGGGAGCGGACGCCAGCCUCCAGGGACGAAGGUGAGGCCUAAAGCACUUCGGCUCCCAGUCAUGGCUGCGUCACGGCCAGCUCCAUACUUUCAACUGAUCGACGGCAUUCCACGGUCGCCGCUGCUGGACCCAGACACAGUCCGCGCGGCUCUGAAGCAUCGACCCCGAGAUGGUGACGUCGUUCUAAUCACCUACCCGAAAUCCGGUAGCCACUGGACGCUACAGAUCGUCCAGCUUAUCCUAAACCGCGGCGAGAGCACCUCAAACUUCGCCGAACUUGUGAAACGAACGCCCUCCCUCGAGGCUCACGGUCCGAAGUCACUCGAAGACCUGCCAUUACCCAGGGUGGCAAGGACCCACUUUGAUCUGUUGCGGCACAACUUCAACGAAAAGGCCAAGUACAUCUAUGUGGCGCGCAACCCCUGGGACGUCUGCAAAUCAUUUUACCACAUGGCGAAGGGCGUUCCUAGAUUUCGGUUUCAGAACGGGACCCUGGAUGACUUCUUCGAGACGUUCUUGAACACGAACUACGGCUUUGGGCACUACUUUGAUCACGUUCUUUCUGGCCAUAGUUUUAAGGAUUACACGAACGUGCUGUUUCUUACCUUCGAAGAGCUGAAGGCGGAGAAACCUUCUGCGGUUCUGAAGAUAGCCUACUUCCUCGGCGUAGAGUACGGCAGGAUGCUGGAGGACGAUCCAGACAUUUUCGAUAGUGUGUUGAGGAAGAGUACCAUAGAAUAUAUGAGGGGUGCCUUCGACGUCGAUGCGAGAGCGUUUACAGCGGUGCUUACAAAUUUUCGUGAUGUGAAUGCGGGCGAUGCUUCAGGGACAAAGUCAAGUGGGGAAGAGAAUGCGCCGAAGCUGGAAUUCUUCCGAAAGGGUAAAGCCAAUGACUGGAAAGACGUUCUGACAGGAGAGCAGAUGGAACGCCUACGCGAUAAGGUGGCAGCACUGCCACAAGCUUCGAUAAUCAUUAGCCUAUGGAAGGAGUUGAAGAAACAAGAUAAUAAGAAGGUUAAACAGAGUCAUUGAGUAAAGUUGACAUUUGGGCUAGUUGGUAGUCUACCUUAUUGAAGGUAUUUAGCGCCUAAGCUAGAGAGAAAAACAGGAUAGAAGAGAGCGCUACUCAUAACUACGUUUACUGAAAAGAAAAGAAAGAGUAAGAAAAAUAAAAAAAAG